Messenger RNA from Diaporthe amygdali, 558 nucleotides. RefSeq lists its product as uncharacterized. The coding region runs from base 1 to 558 and encodes 185 amino acids. The transcript has 2 exons. NCBI's taxonomy places the organism in Eukaryota, Fungi, Ascomycota, Sordariomycetes, Diaporthales, Diaporthaceae. The record is from RefSeq and is a predicted model, not a curated record.
AUGAAGACUAUUGCCGUGUUCGCCGCCGCCCUUGCCUGCGCCAGCAGCGCUCUCGCCCAGAAUGAACAAUACUACAACCUGGUCGCCUCCGCACCCGGCGAGACUUUUGACGGCGAGGCCUUGGAGCCCCUCGGCCGCCACUGGCACAUCGGCAUCCAGGCCAACUCCUCGUGCGGCGACGCGACCCCAGCGGUCGCACUCAUCGACGAGGCGAUCGCAGUGUACAACGACGGCACAUCGCACCAGCAAUACGCAUACGUCGACAUUUCCGGCGCGGCCGACGGCCUUCUGGCCUUGACCCCGGCGGGUACCCCGGGCGGGGCUCCCAAGGGGCCCUUUGCCCUGAUGGGCGCUGAGCAGGACCAAAUCUACCUGUACUACAACGGCGCCGACGCCGCCGACAGCCAGUGGCUGGCCUGCCCGGGCGAGGCCGAUGGCGAGUUUUGGGUCUACCCGGAGCAAGCCUACGCCAAGUCGGUGGGCAAGGACCAGUGCACGGUGUUCCGGGUUAACGCUCAGCAGGUCGAGCAGCCCACUGAGUCCUGCAUAUUCUACUAG